UGGCUAAGAUGGGGGGGGGGCGGAACUCACGGGGUCUGGUCCAGUUAAAAGGGUCAGAGCAGCCCUGGGGCCCAUCUCUCCGGUGGAGUCUUCAAACAGCUGGCGCUGCAGAUCCUAGGAAACUUCUCUUCGCUUCAGUCAUGGCUUGUGGUUUGGUCGCCAGCAAUCUGAAUCUCAAACCUGGGGAGUGCCUCAGAGUGCGGGGCGAGGUGUCCCCGGAUGCCAAGAGCUUUGUCUUGAACCUGGGGAAAGACAGCAACAACCUGUGCCUACAUUUCAACCCCCGCUUCAAUGCCCACGGGGACGCCAACACCAUCGUGUGUAACAGCAAGGAUGGCGGAGCUUGGGGGACUGAGCACCGGGAGCCUGCCUUCCCCUUCCAGCCUGGGAGCAUCGUGGAGGUGUGCGUCUCCUUCGACCAGGCUGAUCUGACCAUCAAGUUGCCAGAUGGGCAUGAGUUCAAGUUCCCCAACCGCCUCAACAUGGAGGCCAUUAACUACAUGGCAGCAGAUGGUGACUUCAAGAUCAAGUGUGUGGCCUUUGAGUGAAGCCAGCCAGCCAGCCCACAGCCCCCAAUAAAGGCAGCUGCCUCUGUUCCCCAUAACCCAA
Nannospalax galili (Upper Galilee mountains blind mole rat) is the source of this 609-nucleotide messenger RNA. It is a transcript of the gene Lgals1, whose product is annotated as galectin 1. The transcript has 4 exons. The coding region runs from base 9 to 548 and encodes 179 amino acids. Gene Ontology annotation, molecular function: carbohydrate binding; laminin binding. Lineage: Eukaryota; Metazoa; Chordata; Mammalia; Rodentia; Spalacidae. The record is from RefSeq and is a predicted model, not a curated record.